Messenger RNA from Phyllostomus discolor (pale spear-nosed bat), 981 nucleotides. RefSeq names its product butyrophilin subfamily 2 member A2-like. Gene Ontology annotation, molecular function: protein binding. Lineage: Eukaryota; Metazoa; Chordata; Mammalia; Chiroptera; Phyllostomidae. The record is from RefSeq and is a predicted model, not a curated record.
AUGUUGGAAGAAGAUGAGGGAGCUGACGUGCUCCUGGACCCAGACACCGCCCACCCCGUCCUCCUGUCCCAGGACCAGAGGAGGGUGGGGCGGGGCCCCUCCAGGCAGAGCCAGCCCGACAACCCCGAGAGAUUCCACUGCAGGCCCGUGUGUCUUGGAGAGGGACAGCUUCCCUCAGGGAGACAUGACUGGGAGGUGGGUGUGGAGAAGGUGACUCUGUGGCCUGGGGUGUGUGCAGACCGUGUGCAGAGGGAAGGGGAGGCCCUGCUGGUCCCUCACAAUGGCUUCUGGGUCCUGGAGCUGUUUGGACACCAGUGCGGGGUCCUGUCCUCUCCGGAGAAGACCCUUCCCCUGAAGGAGUGCCUUCGCCGGGUGGCCAUCCUCCUGGACUAUGAAUCUGGAGACGUCUCCUUUUGUGACAGGAGGGACAGAUCACUCAUCUUCACGUGUCCCCAUUCACUAUUCUCUGGGCCCCUGAGGUCCUUCCUCAGGCUGGGGUCUGAUAACAGCCCCCUCUUCCUCUGCCCAGCAUUCACGAGGGCCCAGGGGCUCACUGUGCCUGAGGGUGGCCUGGUUCUCCAUGGAGCAGGGACCCACCAUAGCCACCAAGGCCAGCACCCUGGUCUCAGAGCCCAGGAGAGAAGCCCUGGCCAUCUCUGCUCACACAGCACAGCACCCAGAAGACUCGGCCCCUCCCUCUGGGAACACCAGAAAACCUGUCCCACAGGCCCGGGACCCCUCUCCUGUCCCAGCCCAUCCCCCCCUCAGGCUGUUGUUCUAGCAGCUGGGCGACCUGUCAGCAUGGGACCUGAGGUGACACCAGACAUUGUGGACUCGGGUGAGGACAGCAGGAUGCACCAGGACCUGAGAGUUCCAGCCAUCACAGCAAAUUUCCAGGUUCAGACAGAUGACAGACAAGGACAGAAGGAUAAUGGACAAGGCCAUUCUGGAUCUGACCUGGCUCAGGUGUCCCUGCAGUAA